Molecule: messenger RNA, 949 nt
Organism: Drosophila gunungcola (fruit fly)
Lineage: Eukaryota; Metazoa; Arthropoda; Insecta; Diptera; Drosophilidae
Product: transmembrane emp24 domain-containing protein eca
Exons: 2
Coding region: 110-760 (216 amino acids)
Biological process (GO): intracellular protein transport; Golgi organization; endoplasmic reticulum to Golgi vesicle-mediated transport
Cellular component (GO): Golgi apparatus; endoplasmic reticulum; COPII-coated ER to Golgi transport vesicle
Source: RefSeq, a predicted model, not a curated record
CUCCCAUGCCAAACACUUUGACUUCGAUCUGGCACUUUUUCUCAUGACGUGUCGGCGAGCCUAACUUUGUUUAACAACCAGACGGAAAAGUCACUGCAAAUAGCCGAAAAUGCGCGACCAAUUCAUCAGCCUGACCCUGCUGCUGUGCGCCCUGCACAGCGCCUGCGGCCUAUACUUCCACAUAUCGGAGACGGAGCGCAAGUGCUUCAUCGAGGAGGUUCCGGAUGAGACGACCGUGAUUGUCAACUACAAGGUGGAACUGUACGAUCCACGCUCCAACGGCUUCAUGCCCUCGUCCCCCGGCAUCGGGAUGCAUGUGGAGGUGCGCGACAGCGACGACAAGAUCGUCCUGUCCCGCGUUUACAGCUCCCAGGGCCGCAUCUCGUUCACAUCGCACACGCCCGGCGAGCACGUCAUCUGCAUGUACUCCAACAGCACUGCCUGGUUCAGCGGCGCCCAGCUGCGCGUUCACCUGGACAUCCAGGUGGGCGAGCACGCCAUCGACUACGCCAAUGUGGCGCAGAAGGAGAAGCUGACCGAGCUGCAGCUUCGCAUCCGCCAGCUGCUCGACCAGGUGGAGCAGAUCACCAAGGAGCAGAACUACCAGCGCUACCGCGAGGAGCGUUUCCGCCAUACCAGCGAGAGCACCAACUCCCGCGUGCUCUGGUGGUCGCUGGCCCAGACCGUCGUCUUGGUGUGCAUGGGCUUCUGGCAGAUGCGCCACCUGAAGAGUUUCUUCGAGGCCAAGAAGCUGGUGUGAGGUGCUCCCGGGCUAGAGCAUCAUCAGCACCACUGCCUGCGGCCUCAUUGUUUUGGUGUUUCCCCUCAUUUGGCAGGAGUUGCGAAUUUCAUCGAUGGAUCGUCAUCAGCCAGCCACAGGCCUCGACUCCAAGCACGUCUAGUUUUAAUUUCUUGUGCGUAAUUUAAUAAAAUCCAUUGUACAAAAAGA